AUGGCUUCUGGGGAUGAACGAUGUGGCUCUCCUGGAAAUGCCCUCGAUCAUAGGGCGUCUCCAUCAAAUGCAUCACCCUUCCUACGUCUUCAUCUGGACCGCCCAAGGUUAGCGCGGAAGCGCGACGUGCAGGCUUGUGAGCAAUGCCGGUCCAGGAAGAUCAAAUGCGAUCGAGCGAAGCCCCAUUGUCGAUGCUGCUGCAAGUAUGGUCGGCCCUGCAUCUACCGACCGAAGGCUGAGGCCCGGGCGCAACAGGAGAGAGCCAUAGGAAAUAUGACGACGGAAGAAGAGCGUGUUUCGAUGUGUUCCGCCAACCCACAAUCGAGUGGAGGGCCAGAGGAGAAGCAGACAAUCGCCUUCAACCAAGUUGGCCACCUCAAAGCAUCGGACGACGUGCGGCUGCGGUAUUACUCGAGCUCAUCAUGGGUGGCCGGGGUGGAGGUGUCCAAUGUCUCUCCAUACGAUCGUCAUGGUCUUUCACCUGGGUCAUUAGCUCAAACAUCAAACGACUUCAUCUAUCUUGCCGAGGUAGACCAGCUCAUUGCAUGGUAUGCUAAAUAUUGCCACUUCUGGUUUCCACUGGUAGACUGCAACGAAGUUAUUGCGGAAGUGGACGAGCAGCGGAACCAUGGAAGCUCGAAGCCGGGUGCGCUCGCACUCAUUGCAGCCAUAUGCUACACCGCUACCCGAUCCAUCAAGGCACCAGAGAACACCAAUGUAUGGUUCUCAUUUCGCUCCUCGUUUUGGAAAGAAGUCACAACUCAACUCUUGGCCGAAUCCGGUUACCCGAGUCGACCCAAUCUAAAUACGGUUCGAGUAGCUUUCUUUCUCGCUAUACCCAGCAUGGCGGAAGGGCACACUCAUCCCGAUCCCAGCUCUGUUUCUAUCCUCGUAAGGGCUGCCCAGUCUCUCGGCCUUCACCGGGAGCCGCUGCUCUUUCAGCUAUCUGCUCAAGAUGCUGAGGUCAGUCGCGUUCUAUGGUGGUCGGUUCGCGGCUUGGAUAUCACGUAUGCUAUCUCGCAUGGUCUUCCACCAGUGAUCCAUGCUGAAACUACGGAUGUUCGAUCCAUUGACUGCCGGUAUGGUUCAGAGCGCACGCUUCUUAGUACCAUAUCACGGACGACUGCAUUGAUAUCAAAGACUUUGUAUCAUAUUUACAGCGUGAGCCAGCCAACUCUCCGCGAUAUAAAACACUUGGAUGAUGAGGCUGAAAAGGUUUAUGCUGAAGAAUGUGGAGAUCACAAUGAGAACAUGGAUACACUACAAAGGUUCGUUGCCAUGAGUCGAAUGAUGUGCUGCUGCAAGAUGAUGAUUAUUUUACAUCAACCUUAUCUGCGCACAUCACAGUGGCCUCAAGAAUCCAGAUCAAAGGCUUUGAUGUCUUGUCAGGAGUAUAUUGGUGGCUUUGUAGCUGGAGUCAGCGACGAAUCACUGGCGCCCUACAGAUGGGUGUUGGACCAUUUCGACGUGAUUCACGCCUGCGCUAUUAUACUGCAGGACCUGAUCCAAAACUGUCACUCUUCAGAAUCAAGCAGUCUUCGUGAUGUGGUUAAUAUCUGCUUUUCUACCUUUUCGAAAGGGCACCAUCCUAUUUGGACACAGCUUGAGACGCUCAGGUCGAAGGCUUGGGCAGCAAAUGGAUGGUCUGUGAAUGGUGAGGACCGUGAGAUAUUGGAAUCUGACGCCAGCUUGGCAGAUUACGACGCUCUUUUUGCGUCUUUCCUCUGGGAGGAGUUAGUCAUGUGA
Molecule: messenger RNA, 1746 nt
Organism: Aspergillus bombycis
Lineage: Eukaryota; Fungi; Ascomycota; Eurotiomycetes; Eurotiales; Aspergillaceae
Exons: 1
Coding region: 1-1746 (581 amino acids)
Biological process (GO): DNA-templated transcription; regulation of DNA-templated transcription
Molecular function (GO): DNA-binding transcription factor activity, RNA polymerase II-specific; zinc ion binding; DNA binding
Source: RefSeq, a predicted model, not a curated record